CACUUGCUUUUCCAUCCGGGUAUUCUUAUAUUGGGCCUUUCAAAUCCAAAAUUCUGAUCAUCCUACAUAAAUUGUAAUCCCCCUUUUCUCAAGUUUUAGCCUUCUGGGUAUUUCCAAUUGACCCUUUUCUGCAAUUACAAAGCUUUCAAGUUUCCAGAAGAGGGAAACGUCAUUUUAUUACUGGGUUUGGUGCUGGGGCGCUGGUACUAUCAUCAUAUCACUCAAAAAAGCUGUCACAGUGUCCGAGUGGUUAAAUAAAAUUUUGAAAUGGAUGUAAAAGGCAUUGCUUGGGUUGGGCGUUUGUACGAAAAGUUUGAAACUAUGUGCCUUGAGGUAGAAGAUAUUAUAUGCCAGGAUACUGUUAAAUAUGUUGAGAAUCAGGUGGAAGUAGUUGGGGCAAGUGUCAAAAGGUUCUAUUCUGAUGUCAUGCAAGAUUUUCUUCCCCCAUCUGAAUUGAGUGAUGAGAAGGUGGCAGUUUGUAAUUCUGCUCUUGAGAACUAUGAAAAUGUUGUUAUAUGUAAGAAACCAACAAUGGGAAUGAAGAUAGAGCGUUCAAAAUUUAGUGAAGAAAAGUCGAAUGAGAACUCGAAAGUAACUGCUGAUGCCAAAAGAGAUAUUGCCUGUAAGCUGCCACGUGGACAUAACCAUGCCAAUUAUCUUUACUUGGUAUCUUCUCCAUAUUCUGCUGCUAAUAGAGCCCAAAUUGAUGGGUAUUCCAGAAAAAAGGAUGAUGAGAAUAUACAUCAUAAGAUAGACCUUGAUGGUAGGGAAUCUACAACAAGAGGAUGCAAGUCUCUAACUGAAACUUCUCCAACAAACCUUGAGAAGAAAUAUGAAAAUGAUGCAUCAUCAUGCUGCACAAUCUUGAAUAGAAAAUCUGAAGCUUCAAGCGAGCUGGCCGGUAAUAUGGAAACCAUGUUGGUUAAAGACACAAGGUGUAAUUCAGUGAUGCAAAGUGCUAAUGAGACGGAAAUUAAAACUGACAACAUACUACCUGACACUCCAUCAAGUGCCAUUGUGGACACUGAGAAGGAGACAAGACUUCUAUCCUAUGGUGAUUCAUCAGCUGAGUUAGAUGGAAGAUCAGAUUCCUGGAGUCUUGAUGAUAUUGAGCUUGAACAAGGAACACACAACAUUCAACAAGCAGAUGAGACAAAACUGGAUGAAGAAGCAUGCGUCUUAGUGAAAGGAGACGACUUACAUUUUGAUUUCAAUGAAGAAGUUAAACAAAGACAUUACAAGAAGAUAGCAGGAGCAUUCUCUUUCACAAAGAAGUCAAAGAGGAAGCAAGAAUACAAAGAGCUUGCAAUGAAACAUGGUUAUGGCUUUGGUACAAUCCCAAACCAGCAAGAUGAACAGAAAUUAACAGCAGAAGACGUCUUGGAACAGGAUUGGCAGCUUCUCUAAGCUUGGAAUCUGUUAAAUCAGAUGACACCAUGGUUGUUAAUAGCCUUGAAUGGAGACAGUAUGUAAAAAAAUAAACCCCAUCCUCAUCCCCUCCUUGCUAAGGUGAGAAAUCUACAAAAAAAAAACAAAUAUCAGAAUCUCAUUGUGCAAAAGCAUUGUCUAUCUCCUUAUAUAAAACUGGCAAGAGUCGGUUGUAGUCUCUUGAGUGUAUCAUGGGUUAAUUACAUCUUAUAUAACCAUGUUACUUACUUGGUAGUUAUGAUAGAAUGUUUAUGUAUAGUCUUUCAAGAGUUGAGUUUGCUUUU
Molecule: messenger RNA, 1712 nt
Organism: Cucumis sativus (cucumber)
Lineage: Eukaryota; Viridiplantae; Streptophyta; Magnoliopsida; Cucurbitales; Cucurbitaceae
Exons: 5
Coding region: 268-1407 (379 amino acids)
Source: RefSeq, a predicted model, not a curated record